AUGUUUAUGUGUACGUUGAAGUCUGAUGUUGAAGAGGAGCAGUUCAAUUUCAUGAAGGAGUAUAUUUCAAUCGAAGAGAUCGAAGUAGCCAACGAGGAGAGAGAUACGCAUACUCAGGAUGAUCUCGAUCCAAUCAGUGACAACGAGGAAGAUGAUCAAUUUAACGAAGUUGAUCGACUCGGAGUAGUUGUGCAUGGACACCCUCCUACGCAGCCAUCACUCCUGCUUACCCAAGUCAGAGGGCCAACGGCUGAUAACGAAGACUAUUUGGGGAAAUUGAAAGGACGGUUGAAAUAUUAUUAUCCUGUACAACUAUGGGAUAUGACGGGUAGUUUGCUCAAUGGGCUUAACACUCUGCCUUCCUACCAGCAAUACUUUGAUUUGAACACCUCGACAAUGGCACUUAGUACCGGAUCAACUUGGAUUGGGAAUUUGGUCGCCAGCAUCGUAUGCGCCAAGGUACCGGAUUAUAUCGGCCGCAAGAAGACGCUAGUAUUUGGCUCCUUGCUAUCAAUAAUUGCUGUCAUUCUGCAGACAGCUUCCCAAAAUUACGCCAUGAUUGUCACUACUCGAAUCCUUCUGGGUCUGAGCGCUGGAACAACUUCUAUUGCUGGCCCGGUAUACUACCCUGAAACUCUCCCACCCAAGUGGCGUGGGCUUUCUCUGUGUUUGAUCUAUGAUUUCUGGUACGUUGGUGGCCUGAUUGCGGCUGGCGUUACAUACGCGACGGCCUCCAUGGAUUCUUCAUGGGCAUGGCGUCUACCAACAGCCCUACAAGGAGUCUUCACCCUCCUCAUCCUGAUCCUCCUGCCGUUUAUCACCAAAUCUCCACGCUGGCUCGCUUUCGCAAGCCGUGAAGAGGAAAGCCGAUAG
This is a messenger RNA of Penicillium arizonense, 873 nucleotides long. RefSeq lists its product as uncharacterized. Gene Ontology annotation, cellular component: membrane. Gene Ontology annotation, biological process: transmembrane transport; carbohydrate transport. NCBI's taxonomy places the organism in Eukaryota, Fungi, Ascomycota, Eurotiomycetes, Eurotiales, Aspergillaceae. Gene Ontology annotation, molecular function: carbohydrate:proton symporter activity. The transcript is spliced from 3 exons. The record is from RefSeq and is a predicted model, not a curated record. Bases 1 to 873 code for a protein of 290 amino acids.